This is a messenger RNA of Erigeron canadensis, 2085 nucleotides long. Its product is annotated as DEAD-box ATP-dependent RNA helicase 8-like. Gene Ontology annotation, biological process: cytoplasmic stress granule assembly; P-body assembly. The coding region runs from base 117 to 1652 and encodes 511 amino acids. Gene Ontology annotation, molecular function: mRNA binding; RNA helicase activity; ATP binding. The transcript is spliced from 10 exons. The record is from RefSeq and is a predicted model, not a curated record. NCBI's taxonomy places the organism in Eukaryota, Viridiplantae, Streptophyta, Magnoliopsida, Asterales, Asteraceae. Gene Ontology annotation, cellular component: cytoplasmic stress granule; P-body.
CACUAAAACGCACCCACUCUCGAUCUGAAAAAACACACACACGCACACAAUCAAACAAGCAUUCAAACUCUCAUCUCUGGAAAACCAUAACUUCGCAAUUAACCGUCAUCUUGCCGAUGAACAACAACAACAAUAACAACAACCGCCGGUAUCCUCCCGGUAUCGGUAACGGCCGUGGCGGCGGAGGAUAUUACGGCGGCAGCGGUGGCAAUUAUCAAACAAACCCUAAUUACCAAAAUCAACCUAGAAACCCUAAUUACCAAAAUCAACAGUCACAACAACAAUAUAAUCAGCAGCAGAAGCAACAGUGGCUAAGAUUAAACCCUAAUAAUAAUACUAAUAAUAAUAAUCCUACUGGUUCUUCUUCUUCUAAUAAUAAUAAUACUAAUUUUGAAGUUGAGAAAACUGUUCAGUCAGAAAACACUACUACCGUCGAUUCAAGCUCUCAGGACUGGAAGGCACAACUGAACAUACCUGCAGCUGAUAGCCGUUUCAAGACUGAGGAUGUUACAGCUACCAAAGGAAAUGAAUUCGAGGACUACUUUUUAAAAAGAGAGCUACUUAUGGGAAUCUAUGAAAAAGGUUUUGAAAGGCCUUCUCCCAUACAAGAGGAGAGUAUUCCUAUUGCUUUGACUGGUAGUGAUAUUCUUGCUAGAGCAAAAAAUGGAACCGGGAAGACAGCAGCGUUUUGCAUACCAGCACUUGAAAAACUCGAUACAGAUAACAAUGUCAUCCAAGUUGUGAUACUAGUUCCAACUAGAGAACUGGCUCUUCAGACAUCACAAGUUUGCAAGGAACUUGGUAAGCAUUUGCAAAUUCAAGUAAUGGUCACCACUGGAGGAACAAGUUUGAAGGAUGAUAUCAUGCGCUUAUACCAACCUGUCCAUUUGCUCGUUGGUACUCCUGGAAGAAUUCUUGAUCUAACAAAGAAAGGAAUUUGUCGUCUUAAUGAGUGCACAAUGCUGGUGAUGGAUGAGGCUGACAAGCUGUUGUCCCCAGAGUUUCAGCCUUCUGUUGAGCAUCUUAUCAGUUUUCUUCCCGAGAACCGGCAAAUAUUAAUGUUUUCGGCCACAUUUCCUGUUACUGUCAAAGAUUUCAAAGAUAGAUACCUAAGAAAACCGUAUGUUGUUAAUCUAAUGGAUGAGCUUACUCUUAAAGGUAUCACCCAGUUUUAUGCUUUUGUUGAAGAAAGACAGAAAGUUCACUGCCUCAACACUCUCUUCUCAAAGUUGCAAAUCAACCAGUCAAUUAUUUUCUGCAACUCUGUGAACCGUGUAGAACUAUUAGCCAAAAAGAUUACUGAGUUGGGCUAUUCUUGCUUUUAUAUUCAUGCUAAAAUGUUGCAAGAUCACCGCAAUAGAGUGUUCCAUGACUUCCGCAAUGGUGCAUGUAGAAAUCUUGUUUGUACCGAUCUAUUUACAAGAGGUAUAGAUAUCCAAGCAGUCAAUGUUGUUAUCAAUUUUGAUUUUCCUAGGAAUGCCGAGACCUAUUUACACAGGGUGGGUCGUUCUGGAAGAUUUGGUCAUCUGGGGUUAGCUGUGAAUUUGAUUACUUAUGAAGACCGUUUUAACUUGUAUAGGAUUGAGCAGGAGCUUGGAACUGAGAUAAGACAAAUUCCUCCCCAAAUUGAUCAGGCCAUUUAUUGUCAGUGAUCCAUAACAUAUGCUUUACAAUGGUCAAUGAUGUGUACCCUGCAGAUUUAAAAUCUUUGUGCGUUCUGAAACCUGAAAUCAACGUUGAGAAAGCAGGAGUUGAUACAUGGAUUGUGGGAUAGAGAAAGUAGAAGGAUAACAGUGGUUCAAGGCAAAAUGACAGACAAUAUGUUAGAAUCUUUUUUAAUUUCUAUACUUCUCUUUUUUAGUUAGAAUCUGUUAUAUGCUAGCUCUGUAUGUAGCUGAAUGUGAGUGAAUAGCAUAUUAGCAUGUAGUCUGUUCUUCAUAUCCUUAAAAGAAAAAAAAAAAAAAAAAGGCAAAAAAAAAAAAAAGAGAAAAAAAAUAGUAUCAAGAUUUAGAGAACUGAAAUACCUUCUGAGCAUUUUUUAGAUUAAUUUUGGAUAUCAAUUUGAAGUUUCUUUUUCCUUGCUCA